Molecule: messenger RNA, 1755 nt
Organism: Miscanthus lutarioriparius
Lineage: Eukaryota; Viridiplantae; Streptophyta; Magnoliopsida; Poales; Poaceae
Source: the annotation of a GenBank genome assembly
AUGAGGCCUUCAGAUGACAGGGUGCAGCUUUCAGGCUUUGCACAAUCAGAUGAAUCGACACUUGAUGUGGACGGGCAUUGCUACCAUCAACAGUCAUUCCCUUGUUCUCCAUCAAUGCAACCAAUUGUUUCUGGGUGCACACACACAGAGAACAGCGCGGCAUACUUCUUAUGGCCAACAUCAAACCUACAGCAUUGUGCAGCUGAGGGGCGUGCAAACUACUUUGCCAACCUUUCAAAAGGACUUCUCCCGAAGUCUGGCAAGUUGCCCAAGGGCCAGCAAGCAAAUAGCUUGCUUGAUUUGAUGACUAUAAGAGCUUUCCAUAGCAAGAUAUUGCGUUGCUUCAGCCUUGGAACGGCGGUGGGCUUCCGCAUCAGGAAAGGGGUUCUGACAGAUAUCCCCGCAAUUCUUUGCUUUGUUGCUCGCAAAGUUCACAAGAAGUGGCUUAAUCCGACCCAAUGCCUUCCUGCCAUUGUUGAGGGUCCAGGAGGUAUUUGGUGUGAUGUGGAUGUUGUUGAGUUUUCGUACUAUGGUGCACCAGCUCAAACUCCAAAAGAGCAAAUGUUCACUGAGCUUGUUGAUAAGUUGUGCGGCAGUGAUGAAUGUAUUGGCUCCGGCUCUCAGGUUGCAAGUCAGGACACUUUUGGGACUUUGGGCGCCAUUGUAAAACGGCGAACUGGCAACAAGCAGAUAGGUUUCCUCACCAACCGACAUGUUGCGGUUGACUUGGACUACCCAAACCAGAAGAUGUAUCACCCAUUGCCACCCAACCUUGGGCCUGGUGUUUAUCUUGGAGCUGUCGAAAGGGCAACAUCUUUCAUCACAGAUGAUGUUUGGUAUGGAAUCUAUGCUGGAACAAACCCAGAGACAUUUGUACGUGCCGACGGGGCAUUCAUCCCAUUUGCUCAUGACUUCGAUAUCUCCACAGUCACAACCACAGUUAGGGGUGUUGGUGACAUUGGGGAUGUCAAAUUUAUAGAUCUGCAGUGUCCACUUAAUAGCCUCAUAGGGAGGCAAGUAUGCAAAAUCGGCAGAAGUUCUGGUCACACAACUGGAACUGUGAUGGCUUAUGCCCUUGAGUACAAUGACGAGAAAGGAAUAAGCUUCUUCACUGACCUCCUUGUUGUUGGUGAGAACCGCCAAACGUUUGAUCUAGAAGGUGAUAGUGGAAGCCUUAUUAUCCUGACUGGCCAGGACAGCGAGAAGCCGCGUCCCAUAGGGAUAAUAUGGGGUGGCACAGCAAACCGUGGGAGGCUAAAGCUUAGGUGUGACCAUGGCCCUGAAAAUUGGACCAGUGGAGUUGAUCUUGGCCGCCUUCUAGAUCGUCUUGAACUUGAUCUUAUCAUAACCAGUGAAGGACUCAAAGAUGCCGUGCAGCAGCAAAGGCUUGCGUUGGUGGCUGCAGCUAACUCUGCUGUUGGGGAGUCGUCGACAGCAGCCGUUCCUGUCCCAGAAGAAAAGGUGGAGGAGAUCUUUGAGCCUUUGGGGAUCAAAAUUGAGCAGCUGCCUCGGCACGACGUUUCAGCCUCUGGGACUGAAGGGGAGGAGGCAGCUGUGAUCAACGUGGAAGAGCGCCAGUUCAUCUCAAACUUUGUGGGCAUGUCCCCUGUACGCGACGACCAGGAUGCUCCAAGGCAAAUUGCUAACCUGAACAAUCCAUCAGAGGAAGAGCUCGCCAUGUCGCUGCACCUAGGCGACCGGGAGCCCAAGCGGCUUCGCACAGACACAGAAUCCGACCUCGACCUGGAGAAGUGA